Dermatophagoides farinae (American house dust mite) is the source of this 5438-nucleotide messenger RNA. RefSeq names its product slit guidance ligand (gene sli). The record is from RefSeq and is a predicted model, not a curated record. Gene Ontology annotation, cellular component: plasma membrane. Gene Ontology annotation, molecular function: calcium ion binding; protein binding. NCBI's taxonomy places the organism in Eukaryota, Metazoa, Arthropoda, Arachnida, Sarcoptiformes, Pyroglyphidae.
AUUGAUCUGUUUGAUUGAAUUAAUGUAAUCAAUAUAAACCCCAUUUAUUACUUUUCUAUUCAUCAAGUGUCCUCUUGUGUCAAGGCUAUUUACAUGUGUUUAUAUAAAUAUGUGUGUGUGUGUGUGUCUGUCAAGCAAUUUGAUCUAUGAUUAAAAAUUGAUCCAAGUUGAUAAUCGGUUCUUUAUUGAAUCAUACCAAACAAUCAAUCAAUCAUUCCAAGAAACUAAUCGCAAUUGGUAUAACUGACAAAAAAAAGAACAACUGAAAAAAAGGACUUGCUUAUCAUCGGCACCGGAAGGAAACACAACAACAACAACAACAACAGUUUCGAUUCUCAAUCAUCAUGUAAUUGCUAUUCACUCUUUUUCAAUAGUACUGAUUUACUUGGCGAAUGGUUUGAUGAAAACCUGGCUCUGUAUGUGUGUGUGUUCAUACAUGCGUAUAAAUUAAGAAUUCUGUAGUUAGUUUCAACUAUAAAAGCUACAAUCAUAUUCGCCAAAAUCCAAUCGUUUAUAUUCGGCGGUUGCCGACUAUCGAUACCCAAACAACGACAAGGGCAAGUGUAUCCAGUAUCCAAUUUUGAUACUCGAUCACAAUCGAUUAGUUUAGGCGAAUCGUCAUCCAGAUCCUCAUCACCAUCGUCUUCAUCAUCUUCAACAUCAACCAUAAAUAAGAAUACGGUACGAUUUGGAUUUUGGAACCUAAACGACAACAUUACCGUUUCACGAUCAAUCAACUGGAUACAAUUGCCCAUUUUCUCCGUUUGGGUUUCAUCCGUUUUGUCGUUAUUAGGAUUAACCUCAUCAUCAUCAUCAUCAUGGUAACUGGUGAAUCAUUCAUUCAUACUAAUAAAAAUCGAAGAUCAACAAUAAUGAUGACAACAAUAACAGCCAUGCAUUUUUUCACAUUGGCUCUACUAUGUUUGUUCAUAUUACUUGGCGCACAUUAUAGUGAUGCCUUGUUUGAUAUCGGUCAAUCACCAUCAUUUGAUUCGAAUAGUUAUGGUGUUCAAUUAUCAUCAUGUCCACUUGAAUGCGAUUGUCAAGGUCUGACUGUCGAUUGUUCACAUCGUGGAUUAUCCUAUGUUCCACGAACAUUUCCAUUGGAAGUACGACGAUUAUACCUUGAUGGCAACAAUCUAACCGUAUUACGUCAGAAUGAUUUUCAACGUCUACCUUAUUUGAAAGUUCUGCAAAUCAUGGACAACCAGGUACAGACAUUGGAACCGGGCGUUUUUGAUGAUCUCAAAAGUUUGGAAAGACUGUGGCUAAGUCGUAAUCAUCUUCGCUAUAUACCGGAUAAUGUAUUCAUCAAAAAUUUUGGCCUACACCUAAUCGAUCUUAGUCAUAACAGGCUCAUGGGCUUGACAUCCAAUGUCUUUUAUGGUCUUAAAUCGUUGAAAAGCUUACAUUUGGACAAUAAUCGAUUGUCCUGUAUCGAAGAUGGAACCUUUAGUAAAGUGAAAGAAUUAGAAUUCCUAACAUUGAACAAAAAUAAUCUUACAACAUUGGCCUAUUCGGUGUUUGAUGGAUUGGCUACGAAACUAAAAACUUUACAUAUUGCCGACAAUCCAUUCCGUUGUGAUUGUUCAAUGGCCUGGCUAGUUCAAUGGUUUCGAAAAUUGUUUAUCAUGCAACAUAAACAAUCAUCACAGCAACGAUUCGAUAUUGAUAGUGCCAAAUGUGUGGCUCCAUUUCAUUUGUUUGGAAUGAAAAUCUCGUCAUUAUCGGCAAAAGAUUUUCAUUGCGAUCAACCAUAUUAUGACGAAUUCCUUCAGAAUGAUGAUGCUGGCAUGGCUAUAAUGAGAUCUUGUCGAAUAGAGCCACAAUGUCCAUAUCAAUGUUCCUGUCAGGAUGGCGUCAUCGAUUGCCGCAAUCGAAAUUUAACCCGUAUACCGAAUUUUAUACCAGACAAUGCCAUCGAAAUUCGAUUGGAACAGAAUUCGAUUACUGAAGUGCCUUCGCGUGCAUUCUCAUCGUAUCGUCAGUUGGGCCGAAUCGAUUUAAGCAAGAAUAACAUUUCAAGAAUUGCCGAAGAUGCUUUCCAUGGACUGAAAUCAUUGAAUGCACUAUUUUUAUUUGGAAAUGAAAUCACUGAUCUACCGGAAGCCCUAUUUAAAGGUCUAGCCAACAUACAGCUACUUUUGCUCAACAAGAACAGGAUCAAAUGUUUACGUCGUGGAAUUUUUGCUGACCUCAAACAUUUGAAUCUUUUAUCAUUGUACGAUAACAAUAUUCAAUCAUUGGCCGAAGGAAUUUUCGAUCCAUUAAUUAAUAUACAAACAUUACAUUUAGGAAGAAAUCCUUUCAUAUGCGAUUGUAAUCUUCGAUGGCUAUCCAAUUAUCUACGCGAACGCCCCAACCUGGAAACAUCGGAUGCACGUUGUGAAGAACCUAAACGUAAUAGCCGAAAACGAUUAACACAAUUGAAUCCAGAAAGAUUUCGUUGCAAAGGAACUGAAGAAUUGCGAACAAAAUAUUCAGCACAAUGUAUGGAUAAUAAAUGUCCGAAAAAUUGUGUUUGCGAAGGUACAAUUGUCGAUUGUUCACGACUGGAUCUACAUCAUCUACCGGAAGAUGUACCCACAUUUGCUACCGAAUUACGUCUUACUGAUAACCGCAUUCGUCGUUUGACCAAUAGUAAUUACUUUAAACGAUUACCCAAUCUUUUAAAACUUGAUCUUCGAAACAACAAAUUAAAUGAGAUUCAAGAUGGUUCAUUACAUGGUGCCGAUAUGUUACAAGAUUUGCUAUUGAGCAAUAAUCAAUUACGACAAAUCAGCCCAAAAAUGUUUGCUAAUCUCCGUAAUCUGACUACAUUAGUCCUACAUGACAACCAAAUUACCUGCAUCACUAACGAUACGUUUGCCGAUCUUGAAAAUCUACGUUAUCUCUCAUUGAAUGAUAACAAAAUACGUUGUAUUACAUCUGGUGCAUUCGACAAACUACGAUCAUUAUUACAAGUAAAUUUACAGAAUAAUCCAUUUAAUUGUAAUUGUCAUUUACGUUGGAUGUCGUCUUGGAUACGAAAGAAAAGCAAUAAUAAUAAAAUUCUGAUUGGCAAUAUCCGAUGUUAUUCGCCAGCAAACGUUGCUAAUGUACCGAUAGAAGAUGUUGAACCAGGAGAUUUUCGAUGUGAUGAGGACGAAGAAGAAGCUGAAUGUGGGCCUGACGGUCUAUGCCCUUCACGUUGCACAUGUUCAGGAACAGUUGUUCGAUGUUCACGACAAAAAUUGAAACGUGUGCCGAAAUAUAUACCAACCACAACAACCGAACUUUAUCUUGAUAUGAACGAGAUUUCUCUAAUUCCAACGGAUCUAAAUCGUUUAUCCGAACUCAACCUUUUGGAUUUAAGCAACAAUCAAGUUAAUAUUCUACCCACAAAGAUAUUUGAAAAUAUGACAAAACUGCAUACGUUGAUCAUCAGUUACAAUAAGCUCCAAUGCAUUCAACCGGAUGCAUUCAAAGGUUUAAUGUCGCUUCGUAAACUAACGCUUCAUGGCAACGACAUUUCAUUGAUUCCAACCGGUUCAUUCGAUAGCUUGAAUGUCAUAACACAUUUAGCCAUUGGUGAAAAUCCAUUUUAUUGCGAUUGCAAUAUGCGAUGGCUUGCUGAAUGGAUACAAAAAACUAAUACAGAGAACGGUAUAGCACGUUGUAUCGAACCAAGUCCAAUGCGUGGCAAACUUUUAAUGUCAGCACUGCCUAAUCAUUUCAUUUGUGCGAGCAAAACCGAACCUCACAUACUAGCGAAAUGUGAUGCCUGUUAUACUUUUCCUUGUAAAAAUGGUGCCACAUGUAUUUCACAACCAAUGCACACUUACGAAUGUAUGUGUGCACCAGGAUUCCAUGGAACGAAUUGUGAAUACAAGAUCGACGCAUGUUUUGGAAAUCCAUGCGAUAAUGGUGGUACUUGUAAGGUUCUUGAGACUGGUCGUUUCAGCUGUCACUGUCCAACAGGUUAUAAAGGCCAUCGAUGUGAAAUCGAUGUAGACGAAUGUGCUGAAGAUAACAAAUGCCAAAACAAUUCAACUUGUAUCGAUGAUAUUGGCUCAUACCGUUGUGAAUGCUUGUCCGGUUAUUCAGGAUUCUUUUGCGAGAAGAAAAUUGAAUACUGUAUGACCAGAGAAUGGAAUCCAUGCCAAAACAAAGCCAAAUGUAUAAGAGAUGAAGUUAAUGAUUAUUAUAACUGUGAAUGUGCACCUGGAUGGACAGGUCAGAAUUGUACGGAUAAUCAAGACGAUUGUCUUGUUAAUGAAUGUCAAAACGGUGCCACCUGUCUAGACAAAAUUUCUGGCUAUGAAUGCCAAUGUCCAGUUGGUUAUUCGGGACAAUUUUGCGAAUAUGCACCUAACGUAGACCUGCUGUAUCAGCAAACAAGUCCAUGCCAGCACCAUGAUUGUAAACAUGGCGUAUGUUUUUUACCACCCGGAUCUUCAGAUUAUCAAUGCAAAUGUUCGCCUGGAUAUACGGGUAAACGAUGUGACGUUAUUUCUUCCGUUUCUUUUCGAUCUGGAUCCUACAUUGAAUUAGUGCAAGACAUGAAUUUGCAAUCUAAACCAACACUAUCGAUCAAGUUUAAAUUUAUCACCAAAAAAGAGAACGGAAUUUUAUUCUAUCUAGGAAGUGAACAAGGUCAUCAUUUAUCUGCAGAAUUAUUCAGAGGUCGUAUCCGUAUCAGCUUGAAUGUAGGCAAUUAUCCUGUGUCAACAAUGUUCUCAUAUGAAAAAGUUAACGAUGGUCGCUUUCAUCAAGUGAAUUUCGAAUUGAUCAAGAAGAACUUUACAAUGAUUGUCGAUGAUGGUUCAACGCGUACAAUUAUCAAUGAAGGUAAAAAUGAAUAUCUGGACGUGGAGAAUCAACCAUUCUACAUUGGAGGCAUGCCUAAAACUGUUGGAAACAAAGUUCGAGAGAAAUGGCAUAUUUGGAAUGAUACUAGCUUUGAAGGCUGCAUGAAAGAAUUGUAUAUUAAUUCGAAUCCACCCGAUUUGAAUCAAGCACGGCAGAAACAGGAUAUUAUCAUUGGUGGCGAUGGUUCUUGUGAGGAUUACGAACAGCCCAAACCAGUGGAUGCUUGUCAUGCUAAUCUUUGUCAACAUGGUAAAUGUGUUCCAUCUGAUGAUGGACAAAGUUAUCAUUGUAGAUGUAAAUUAGGUUAUAGCGGACCAUUCUGCGAUCAAGCACCAACAUGUCAGAAGGAAAUCAAAAGAGAUUUCUAUUACGAAAAUUCAUGUCGUUCGACUAAGAAAUUAAAAAUGGCCAUCUGUGUUGGUUCUUGUGGUGAAGCACAAUGUCGGGCACAAAAAACUAAAAAACGUAGUAUCAAAUUAGCUUGUAAUGAUGGUUCCAAAUAUACGAAACAAAUUGAAAUCAUAAGAAAAUGUGGAUGCAGUGCCAAAUCAUCAACAUAUACAGAACUUUUUUAUUAAUUCAACAUG